AUGGCCACUUCAGCAUCCUCUGUCGCUGGCACCAGCCAGCCCGUCAUAAAGAAGGAGGAAGAUGAUUCUAAUAAUGAAUGCGCUUUCCUCUUUCCAAACAAGACUGAAGCAAUGAAGGGUGGCCCAAACCAGGUCAUCUGCAUCGAUGAUGAUAAUGACGGCGACGAGAGUAUUUCGGGGCUGUUCACCCGGCCUCAAGAGAUGUCAGGUAAAGACAACCUCACUAUCGUCAAGGAAGAGAGCGAUGAGGAAAAAAAGAGCUUCAAGAUAAAGGGACUCAAGCCUCAGAGAAAAGACAACAUUACAGCCGGAGACUUCUGUGGCACGAUCAAUGUUGACCCGGAGUCUAGUGACGAAGAUAUCGAUGAUGAGGACGGUCUAGGUUCUGCACAUGAGAAGGCCUCGGAUUAUCACGAUUCGGACGAGUCGGACGAGUCGGACAAUUCGGAAACUCAGCAGGAAAAACACAAGCCAAAUAGAGGGAUUUACAAAGCCUCGGAUAUCAGAAAACGUAUCAAAGACUACGAGAACGAAAAAAAUGCUUUGCUCGUCAGGCACCACACGGGAAACCAGUUGAAUCCGGCGGAGUGCGAGAAACUCGAAAGACUGAAGAAAGAAAUCCCCAAAGUACAGAAGGUACUUGAGAAGUAUGCCAGAGAAUCUCCAGCAAAAAAUGCUCGAGAGUACUGGCAGCGGUAUCUGAAGCGACAAGAGGAAAAAGAGGACAGAAAGCGCAAACGUGCCGGCGAUGAUACAACCGCGAACAAGCUUCAGAAGACAGCCAUGCAAUCAGGGCCUUUUGGUGGAGCUGAACACCCUGGUUUCUCAAGAGCAGCAGCCCUAUUCACCACAAAAGGGGCUGAGGACGAUGACGACGGCGACGGUGAACCAGCGAACAGGAUCGAGGCCACAACUCACGAGGCCCAAAUGAAGCAGAUCAUGGCGGGCAUUCCCGAGGGUAACGAUACCCGACAUACGAAGACGCAAAGGAAGGAUCUGAUGAAAGCUAAGAAAUGCUUCGGAUACAAGCAGAUCAAGGCUAUUGACGGGAAGUGGCAGCUCAAAGGGAUGGAAACCGCUAUGCACAGUCAGCAGCUUGUGGCCGCUACCUGGAUGGUUAUGCGUGAAGCCAUGGGAUUGAUUCCGGCGGGAGGUAUCCUGGCUGACGAGAUGGGACUUGGAAAAACCAUCACGUCUCUUGCAACUAUCGUCGGUCAUCCAGCGGAGAAGGAAGACAGAGAUAAAGGUUAUGGCAGGGCAACUUUGGUAAUUGCUGACAGUUCCCAAUCUGCCUCAAGGACCUGGAUGGAUCAGAUCGAGAAGCAUACCUCAGAAAGAAUCACCAACUUAAAUGCACUGCGUGGACAGUUUCCCAGCAAGAAGGAACGUAAAUUGCUAAAGGCCCAAUGGGCGGGAGAUGAGGAUGGAUAUCAGCAAGCCAUCUCCAAGAACCUCGGUGAACUCUUCCAAGUCAACUGGUAUCGAAUCAUUCUGGACGAGGCUCAUGGUAUAAAGAAUCACACCUCAAGUGGUGCUCUCGCAGUCUGGGAACUGAACGCCAAAUACCGGUGGGCUUUGACUGGCACGCCCCUUGCCAACAGACUGGAAGAGUUCUACCCCUACUUGAAGUUUAUUGGUUGCGAAUUUGCAACUAGCAUGAAAAAAUACCGAGCUCAGUACAUCAAGAGCGACCAGGCAGCUGCAAACUUCGAAACCUUAGUGGCCCUUGUCAUGCUGAGACGACAGCAGACUGAAAAGUUCCUCGGACACACCAUGGUCCCCUUGCCAAAAAGCCAUCGCAACGAUAUUUGGAUUCCAUGCGCAGGCUGGGAGAAGAUCCUUGAAGAGGUUGUGGAUGGUGCAUACCAAGAAAAGCUCGACGCCCAAAAUGAACACCACGAGACUGAAGAAGAGCAACAAGAGCAGGACAAUCAGGAGAUUGAAGACGUACCCGACGACGAGAAUGAAGAUGCACCAGACGACGAGAGUGAAGAUGAAUUCGAAGGUGACGACAAAAGCAGAUCCAAUGGCCUAGACACGUACAGAAUUCAGCUCGUGAGAUGUAUGAGGCUCCUGCAACUCACGUCUCACCCCCUCACCCUUGAAACGUUCUAUAGAGAGGAAGAUCAUGACGUAUACAUUGACCGGACCCUCGAGCGGCUGAAAUCAGAGAUCACCCAAUUGAACCUCGAGGCAGAUCAGAAGGCUCUGGAAGCAUCUCUCGAGCCAGCCUAUUCCUCAGGGCUCCGACAGUUGGAGUUGGUGAUCAGGGACAACUUUGGGGCUAGCGAGGAGAUGAAAGAGCUACUCACACUUGCGGCUAACGAGCAUAAGGUCAAAGGUGUCACCUGCGCCUUCUGUGAGAAGAGAACCCCCCCUGAGAACCCCAUCAAGAGCUCAAACGCUCCCCAGUGUCAUGUUACGGGAUGCUCUCCAAAACUCGGAAUGGGCCAAGCAGUAAAGACUCCGGGGUGCAUCGACAGAGCUGUAAAAGCUAUAGAUGGUUACAAGGAACCUGGCCGUGACAGCAUCGGAACACGGUGGACUGGUGGCCUGAAAGACAAGGCGUCGUUCUUUCGCGCUGUUUGUGGUCACGAUGACAUUGAUUAUGGUCCUGUCAGGAUGCCCCUGAGUUCCAAAGUCAAAGCCACUUUGGCAGUAAUGCUGACUUGGAUGGAGGAAGCCCCCGAUGACAAGAUCAUCAUUUAUGUCCAGUGGACUAGAACUGCAAAGGCUCUCGGCUGUGUUCUUGAGAGCCUGGGCAUCAAUUUUCUCUACUACAACCGGAUGGCAAACCAAAAGCAAAAGGCUCGAGCACUAGACGAGUUCACCAAUAACACAGAUAUUAAGAUUCUGGUGUCGUCAAUGAAGUGUGGUGGGCAGUCCUUGAAUCUCCAGAUGGCCAAUCGCGUCAUCAUCCUUGACGAAUGGUGGAAUAAAGCCGCUGAGGAACAAGCGUUCAAGAGAGUCUACAGAACUGGCCAGUUGAAACAGACUCAUCUUGUUCGAAUCAUGGCGAAGGAUAGCAUCGACGAACGUAUCAUCAUGCUGCAGGAUGCAAAGGAAGAGGUCAUCAGGGCUGCACUCCAAGAUGGGGAGAUGCAGCCACACUUCUCCAACUAUCGUCAUCUUCAAAUGCUCUUCUCCGGAAAGGACAAAGAGACCCUGGUCGCCGAGAUGGAGAAGGAGGCUCGUGCCAAACAGGCCAAGCAGUGA
Fusarium musae is the source of this 3216-nucleotide messenger RNA. RefSeq lists its product as uncharacterized. The transcript is spliced from 9 exons. Bases 1 to 3216 code for a protein of 1071 amino acids. The record is from RefSeq and is a predicted model, not a curated record. Lineage: Eukaryota; Fungi; Ascomycota; Sordariomycetes; Hypocreales; Nectriaceae. Gene Ontology annotation, molecular function: ATP-dependent chromatin remodeler activity; ATP binding.